Molecule: messenger RNA, 2034 nt
Organism: Humulus lupulus (European hop)
Lineage: Eukaryota; Viridiplantae; Streptophyta; Magnoliopsida; Rosales; Cannabaceae
Product: digalactosyldiacylglycerol synthase 2, chloroplastic-like
Exons: 5
Coding region: 234-1625 (463 amino acids)
Biological process (GO): galactolipid biosynthetic process
Cellular component (GO): chloroplast outer membrane
Molecular function (GO): digalactosyldiacylglycerol synthase activity
Source: RefSeq, a predicted model, not a curated record
CAAUAUUAACUACGUACAAAUAAAUUAGUUAUAACUCUCCACGGAAAAGGAAGCCUAAAAAUCUUCUUCUUUUCUCUCUCCAAUUCCAUCUUCGGGUAAUCCCGCAGUGCUUCCUCCGGCAAAGCUAUUGUUUUUCCUAUCAAAUUCAUACAAAACCCUAACUUCUCCCCCUGCCGCCGUACCAGUUGGGUCUUCCGGCCAACCCUCCUUCCCCGUUUUCUGAUCGCUAUCAGAUGAAUAGAAAACGGCACAUUGCAAUUUUCACUACUGCCAGUCUUCCAUGGAUGACUGGAACUGCUGUCAACCCCCUUUUUCGCGCAGCCUAUCUUUCAAAAGAUGGGGAGCGAAAGGUCACAUUAGUGAUUCCUUGGUUAUCUUUGAAAGAUCAAGAGCUAGUCUAUCCCAACAAUUUCAGAUUCGCCUCACCUAUUGAACAUGAGGCGUAUGUACGUCAAUGGCUUGAGGAGAGGACUAAGUUCAAGUCUGAUUUCACAAUACAUUUUUAUCCUGCAAAGUUUUCUAUUGAUAAAAGAAGCAUUCUUGCUGCUGGAGAUAUUUCUGAAGUAAUUCCUGAUGAAGACUCAGAUGUUGCAAUUCUUGAGGAGCCUGAGCACCUUACAUGGUAUCAUCAUGGGAAGAGAUGGAAAACUAAAUUCUGUUUAGUUAUAGGGAUUGUCCACACCAAUUAUCUUGAAUAUGUGAGGAGAGAGAAGAAUGGAAUGCAAGCAUUUCUACUUAAAUACAUGAAUACUUGGGUUGUUAGUAUAUACUGCCACAAGGUAAUUAGAUUAUCAGCUGCCACCCAGGAUUACCCUAAAUCCAUCAUUUGUAAUGUCCAUGGAGUUAAUCCCAAGUUUCUUGAGAUAGGCAAGAAGAAGUUAGAGCAACAACAGAAUGGAAACCAGGCAUUUCCAAAAGCUGCUUACUACAUAGGGAAAAUGGUAUGGAGCAAAGGGUACAGGGAGCUACUUAAACUUCUCCAUGAUCACCAAAAGGAACUUACAGGGCUUGAGGUUGACUUAUAUGGAAGUGGGGAAGACUCUGGUGAAGUUCAGGAAGCUGCUAAAAAACUGGAAUUGUCAGUUCAAGUUCACCCUGGGCGUGAUCAUGCUGACCCUCUUUUUCAUGUUUACAAAGUCUUCUUGAAUCCAAGCACCACCGAUGUCGUUUGUACAACUACGGCUGAAGCGUUGGCUAUGGGAAAGAUUGUUGUUUGCGCUAAUCAUCCCUCUAAUGACUUCUUCAAGCAGUUCCCGAAUUGCCGAACAUAUGAUAAGAGCAAUGAUUUUGUUACGGUCACACUCAAGGCACUAGCCGAUGAGCCUGCUCAGCUGACUGAUGCCCAGAGACAUGAGCUCUCCUGGGAAGCUGCCAUAGAACGGUUUCUAAAAGCUGCAGAGCUGGACCAUCCAUUGGCAAACAAUCAAUCAGGAUCUCCUUCCAAUGACUAUAUGUCAACAUCAUUGAAUCUGCAUAGGAACAUUGAGGAUUUAUCUGCACGAGUGCAUCAUUUUGUUUCUGGGUUUGAAGCAUCCCGGAAGAUAUUUGGUGCAAUCCCUGGGAGCUUACAACCAGAUGAAGAGCAAUGCAAGGAACUCGGUUUAGUUGUGCCUGCAGGGAACUAAGGCUCAAGAAUCUGGUGUCGUAGAUGAAAUGAAAGGACCACUAAUGUAAUGAAAUCAAAUAAGAUUUAGAAGAAUCAUGCUGCUCUAUUGAAUUUGAAUAAUAUUCUCUGCAAAGGACAUAACUUUAACUAGAUUGUUGGACUUGGACGUACUCUACUUGGGAAAUAUGGAUGAGAAAUGCCAUAUGGGGUGUGAAGGGGGAUUCUGCAUUUUUCAGUCCUUGUAAUUGAAAUGUACAUAGAUAUUAAUGUUGACAGUUAUUUUGAUAGAAGUGAAUUCAUAUGAAUUACUUAGAAUUUUUGUACAAUGUACUAUUAUUCGUUUGCUUGUAAUUCAAAUACAGUUAAAAAAAAAAGCAAGCUAGACAAAUAGAAUAUGGGAGUUGGGAAGGGAGCUCAAACAUUAAAGC